UCAUGCAUCAGCGUUCACUGUGAAUUGGUCUGAACCACACGCGUCUUAAUUCUCUCGUCGCUCAACUACAAUUUCGUCUCUUAAAUUGUUCGAUUUGCUUGUCAUGUAACUGAUAUUUCCAAAAGCAGAAAUUAACAAGGGGUGAAAGCUUUUGUCUGGAAAGGAAAAACAACAUUCAAGAUGGGUUGCGCUGGAUUCACCUGCUCCAAGAACUCCCUGUGCGCGCUCAACAUCCUCUAUGUGAUGGUGAGCUUGCUGAUGAUUGGCAUCGCCGCCUGGGGCAAGUGUUUUGGGUUGGUGUCGAGCUUCCAGGUGGUGGGUGGCAUCAUUGGAGUGGGGGUCUUCCUCUUCUUUGUUGCCCUAGCUGGACUUAUUGGUGCCAUGAAGCACCACCAGGUUCUGCUGUUCUUUUAUAUGAUCAUCCUGUCGCUGGUGUUUGUAGUUCAGUUUUCAGUGUCUAGUGCAUGUCUGGCUAUUAAUGAGGAACAACAGAAUCAGCUGUUGGAGGUGGGCUGGAAUAACUCUCUGACCACUCAGAGGGACGUGGAGAAGAGUCUGAACUGCUGCGGUUUCUCUCACAUGGAUAUCAAUGGAAGCUGCGCCGCUCCCUGCUUUCGUUACGGCACUUGCACCACAUGUGCAGCAAAGAUCCAGGAGCACGCCGGUGAGGUGCUGCGCUUCGUCGGAGGGAUCGGCCUCUUCUUCAGCUUCACUGAGAUCCUGGGAGUUUGGCUGACUUAUAGAUACAGAAACCAAAAGGACCCACGGGCGAAUCCCAGCGCCUUCCUGUAGGUUUGAUUCCUAUGCUGAAUUCUCUGGAUUUGUCUUCUGACCACUGGAUUUCUGGAGUUGUUAAAGAGAGUGUGCGUUUGCAUUUACUGAAGAGGAGACCAACCUGCGUGUUCUUGCUGCUAUAUAUUAUUAUAUUUGCUUGAUUUUCCAAGAGUACAGUGUGACGGCACUGUACUAUACGUUAUGAGGUUGUACUUAUGCUUGAAGAAUUCCUCUCAAUGAAAGAACAGAACACUUAAACCCAGUAUGCAGUACCUACACUAAUGGGCUAAACAACAAACACCAUUUGAUUUUAUGUUAACAGUUUUAUGUGAUAAAAAAAAAAACAGUAACAGAAAAUGAGCUGCUGUGAUCAAUACAUGCAUGACACUAUUUAUGUUGACAGUUUAUAUAUGCUUGUAUCAAAAUUUGUCCAUAUCAAUUCCACAUAAAUUUCUUAUAUUAAAUGCACACGUUAUCAAAUUAGCACGAAUGAUAUCAUUAAACUGAAGUUGCCCGUUAUCGCUAAUGCAAUACAGUUGCAAUAAAUAGGCUAACUGUCAGAAUGCUAUAUACACUAUUGGACUUCAUAAUUAGUAAGAAAAUGCCAUUUGAAAAUGAAACAAUUGAUAGAAGUUUUCUUGAGCCCUGUUUAAUGAUCUCAUACUGCAUAUUUAUCUGCUUGUUUUAUUUUCCAUUAUGUGUGUGUUACUUAGUUUACCAAUUAGAUUUUGUGUAUCGUUUUGGCUUCUUGCAUGAAUUCUUUAUUGUAAUGUACACCUAUAUCCAAUGGUUCUGUGAACUACGCUGUCAAAAAUAAAUAAAGACCCUGAGGACACAA
Carassius carassius (crucian carp) is the source of this 1612-nucleotide messenger RNA. RefSeq names its product tetraspanin-13-like. Gene Ontology annotation, cellular component: membrane. The transcript has 6 exons. The record is from RefSeq and is a predicted model, not a curated record. Lineage: Eukaryota; Metazoa; Chordata; Actinopteri; Cypriniformes; Cyprinidae. Bases 181 to 792 code for a protein of 203 amino acids.